AUGUCGAACACAACAACUAAUACAAAAACUCAAAGUGGGUUUAUGACCACAACGACUCAAACCGGCUUUAUAAGAGCUGUUAAAGAUUGUGCCAGUGGAACUGUGGGUGGUAUUGUUCAAGUGUUUGUAGGACAGCCAUUUGAUACUGUUAAAGUGAGACUUCAAACACAACCAGUACCUAAAGUUGGAGAACAACCAAGGUAUUCUGGAAUGUUAGAUUGUGUUAGGAAAACCAGAAAAUAUGAAGGAUUUUCUGCAUUUUACAAGGGAACCACAACUCCUUUAGUUGGCGUUGGAGCUUGUGUUUCAAUUCAAUUUUUGGUUUUGGAAUUUAUGAAACGUUUUUUUAAUGAAAAAAAUGGAGGAAAAAAUGGACCGGUUGAACAUAUCCGUACUCGUCUCCAAGUUCAAAUUACAUCUUCCCAAGCUCAAAAUGCAGCAAAGCCAACUUAUUCUGGUCCGUUAGAUUGCAUUAAAAAAAUAUAUUCAUCUUAUGGUGUUAAAGGGAUUUAUAAGGGACAGUUUAUCACCAUGUUUCGUGAAUUCCAAGGAUAUGGCCAAUAUUUCUUUAUAUAUGAAUUCUUGAUGCAACGUUCUAUGAUUAAUGAAAAUAAAGCAAGACAUGAAAUACAAAGUUGGAAGUCUUGUUUAUUUGGUGCGAUAGCAGGAUAUGGAAUGUGGGCAAUAAUAUAUCCAGUUGAUCUCAUUAAAAGCAAGUUACAAACUGAUGGUUUUACUCCUCAUACACGUCAAUAUAAUAGUUCGUGGGAUUGUGCAAUGAAAACUUAUGCAAAAGAAGGGAUAAAAGGUUUCUAUCCAGGUUUUAGUGCAUGCAUUUUACGUGCUGGUCCUGUAAAUGCUGCAACCUUUGUAGCCUUUGAAUUAGCCAUGAGACUUUUUGAUAAAUUUUAA
Molecule: messenger RNA, 912 nt
Organism: Diversispora eburnea
Lineage: Eukaryota; Fungi; Glomeromycota; Glomeromycetes; Diversisporales; Diversisporaceae
Source: the annotation of a GenBank genome assembly